CUCCUCUUCCCUCAUAAAUCUACAUCUUUCAGUUACAGACCGUUCUGCAAUUUCCCAACUCUCUCUCUCUCUUGAAAUCCAAGCUGAGCUCUUUCCUUUAUUCCAAUGGAGGUUGGUCGAUUUCUUGGCAGUACUUCUGCAACUCCAGCAAAAUCCGCGAACCCCAAUUCAAUUUCGAAGGUCAGAGUCAUCGUGCGGGUGCGCCCUUUUCUUCCGCAAGAGAUCGCUGCCGGUAACGGAGAUCAGACGCCGUGCGCCUCUGUUGUCGAACAAGAAUCCGAUUCCUCUGCCGAAGAAGUGGUUGUUUAUCUCAAAGAUAAAGAUACAAGCCGAAACGAGUGCUAUCGGUUGGACUCCUGCUUUGCCCAAGAGGACAACAAUGUUGGCCGGAUCUUCAGUAGAGAAGUGUGCCCUUUGAUUCCGGGACUCUUUCAUGGCUGCAAUGCGACGGUGUUUGCCUACGGAGCUACUGGAAGUGGAAAGACUUACACUAUGCAGGGAACGGAUGAGAUGCCGGGUCUAAUGCCGCUGGCCAUGUCCAAAAUCCUGUCUAUGUGCCAGAGCACAGGAAGCUCAGUUGAGCUUUCAUACUAUGAGGUCUAUAUGGACAGGUGUUAUGACCUGUUAGAGAUCAAAGCCAAGGAAAUUACGGUUUUGGAUGACAAAGAUGGGCAGAUUCAUCUCAGGGGACUUUCUCGGGUGCCUGUAAAGUCCAUGUCUGAGUUUUACGAGGCCUUUUCUUGUGGGAUUCAGAGGCGGAAAACUGCCCAUACGGGUCUCAAUGAUGUCUCUAGUAGGAGCCAUGGGGUCCUUGUGAUCGCCGUUUCCACUCCUCAUGAUGAUGGUUCUGGGGAUUUCGUUACUGGGAAGUUGAAUCUCAUAGAUCUAGCAGGCAAUGAAGACAAUAGAAGAACUUUCAACGAAGGGAUUCGUCCAGAGAGUGCGAAGAUUAACCAGUCUUUGUUUGCAUUAUCGAAUGUCAUUUAUGCACUGAACAACAACUUAUCCCGAGUGCCCUAUAGAGAGAGUAAAUUGACUCGUAUUUUGCAAGACUCAUUAGGUGGGAUGAGUCAGGCUUUGAUGAUUACUUGCUUGAAUCCAGGAGAGUACCAAGAGUCUGUUCAUACUGUCAGCUUGGCAGCUCGGUCACGCCACAUUACCAACUUUGUUCCUUCAGCUCACAAGCAAGAGACACCAAAGGUUAAAGUUGACAUGGAAGCCAAACUUCGUGCUUGGCUUGAAUCAAGAGGAAAGACGAAGAGUGCACGGAGAAUUGAAGCAUUCAGUUCUCCCUUGUUGGGGAAAACUCCUAGUUCUUCUAUUGCCAAUGUCAAGAAACGCAACAUCAACCUCAGUUCUAUGAAAUCCAAGGUUAAUACAAACAGAAGUGCCUGUACUGCAAAAGAAAGGAAAAUCACUAUACCUAUGAGGAAUAUAUUUGACAAUGAAAGUGUAGUUGAUUCCAAUUUGGAGAACGCGCAAUUUGCCGCUAAGGAUAAUAAACAAGAGGGCAAUGCUGGAGGUGGUGGAUCCAUAUUCGAAUCAAAUACAAGUUUACAUGAUACAUUUCCACUCUGUGAGCCAUCAAACCAGGAGGAAAACUCACCGGGAAGUUCCUUGAGAAAAGCUCUCUCCCCAAUCAACACCAAUAUAAAUCAAAAGCCCCUCAAUGAAACUCUAUUCACAAAUGGAGAUUGCACUCCGAAAACUCCCUCUUUAGCGACCUGCACGAAAAACAUGUUCCAAAUAACAGGCACCCCACUUGAUAAAUUCACUGCUUGCGGAUCAAACUUAAAGAAGUUCCUACUUCAAGAGUAUAUUGACUUCUUGAACACAACAGGUAAAAUCCUUAUCAUCAUUUUGAAACUUCAUCGUUUCUUGCGUUUUGCACUCUCAAUCAUACAAAAUGAACCUAAUAUUUCGACUGGUUUUCGCAACUGCAGGGAAGAGCUGCUGGAGUUGAGGGGAAUAGGAGUCAAAAUGGCUGAAUACAUACUUGAGCUCAGAGAAACGAGCCCUUUAAAAUCGCUGAACGAUUUGGAGAAAAUAGGUCUCUCAACUAAGCAGAUUGUCAACCUGUUUAAUAAAGCUGCAGUUGGGGUACUAGAUAAGCAAAUAAAGGCAACACCCAGCUGCUCAGAUAUUUUACAGGUCAAGUAAGCGUGAACUCGGGGUAGGGGUGUCCGACAACGUUCAACUCUAGAGCACCUCUCACAAAAAUCAUGGGAAACCUCUUGUAUUCUAAUCCACCAACCGCACGUUGGUCUGACCCGAUGAGAGGCGGCAGCCCUAGGGAAAUUUGUCUCCCAAAUAAGCCUUGUGGUGAAGCAGACUGUAACAUUAGCCCAUCAGAUUCCUUACUGAUUUGGAUUGCAAAUGUGAUUGUAAAAGACUAAAUAGACCCUGUGUGUGAUUUGUGUAGUGUUUAACAAACCUUUGGUUGUAGCGUACAAUCAAUUAAAUGUAAUGUCAUAUUUACAACUCUAAUCUAAUUCUUCUUUUGUGUUUUCUCCUUCA
Malus domestica (apple) is the source of this 2517-nucleotide messenger RNA. The record is from RefSeq and is a predicted model, not a curated record. NCBI's taxonomy places the organism in Eukaryota, Viridiplantae, Streptophyta, Magnoliopsida, Rosales, Rosaceae.